CGACUGCAGUUCCUCACACGGGAGAACAAGUGUAUAUAUAAGCUUAACUGUUUUGAUAUUUCUCGGAAAACGAUAGAGGAGGAAGAAGCGAAGAGAUAGAGAAGAUUCACUCGCCGGAAUAUUCCGUUUCAUCGGAUAAAGACUGAUUAGAGUGUUGGAACAGACUCAUCUCCAUCUGUCAUGCCGCACUUAUCCGCGAGAAUCUAUCAUAGGCAAUAUUAGUGACGCAGCUGAAGUUCUCCAAAAUGGUAGCUACGGGAUCUCGCAUAUCCUGUCAGUUCUGAGCUCUGCAUCUAUAGCAUUUUUCUCUGAAUGGCGCAGUGAUUUAAGGAUACCAACAAAGGAAAUCAAGAAGGUCUAUGUUGGUGGGACUGAUGAUCCAGCUUCUGUGAAUGAUUCAACUGAUGCUUCAAAGAGCUGUUUGUCACUCGGGAAGCUUCUGUAUCUGUUGGAAUUGGCUGGAAAGGAUCUAAAGCUUGUGAGAAUGGCAGUACCAAUCAGAGAUAUGGAAAAUGAAAAUUUAUUGGAUUACUUGGAUGUUUGCUUGGAUUUUGUUGAUCAGAGUAGGAAAGAAGGAGCUGUUUUGGUGCAUUGCUUUGCUGGAGUGUCGAGAAGUGCAGCUAUAAUUACAGCAUAUCUCAUGAGAACUGAACAACUGUCUCAAGAAGAAGCCCUUGAUUCGAUGCGGCAAAGCUGUGAGUUUGUUUGUCCCAAUGAUGGGUUUCUGGAGCAGUUAAAAAUGUUUGAGGAAAUGAGUUUCAAGGUUGAUCAUGCUAGCCCCAUAUACAAGAGAUUCCGUCUGAAAGUUUUAGGUGAUUCAUAUAAUCGAGGGGAGAAAAUAGACAGCUCUAAAUUUGGGGCUGAUCCGGGCCUGCCAAAAGAAGUUUCCUCUAAGUUAGAGCUAUCUGCAAAUGGAGAAAAUAAUCGAACACCUGUUUAUCGCUGCAAGAAAUGCCGUAGAGUUGUUGCGCUGCAGGAAAAUGUUGUGGAUCAUGCUCCAGGAGAGGGUGAGACAUCAUUUGGGUGGCAGAAGCGGAGAAGUGGCAACCCCUUUAAGUCUGCAGAAACUGAGUGCUCUUCUGUUUUUGUUGAACCUCUACGGUGGAUGACAGCAGUUGAAGAAGGUGCAUUGGAGGGCAAGUUGUCCUGUGCUCAUUGUGAAGCCCGGUUAGGUUACUUCAACUGGUCAGGCAUUCAAUGUAGUUGUGGAAGUUGGAUCACCCCAGCCUUUCAGCUCCACAAAAGCCGUGUGGACAUCAGCACGGUCUAAUACUGGUAAGACCACAAAAGCUAGUCUGUCAGUACCCCGCUAAACCACUGAAUUAUUGAAUAUUUCCCAUUGAUAAUCGU
Molecule: messenger RNA, 1350 nt
Organism: Carica papaya (papaya)
Lineage: Eukaryota; Viridiplantae; Streptophyta; Magnoliopsida; Brassicales; Caricaceae
Biological process (GO): protein dephosphorylation
Molecular function (GO): protein tyrosine/serine/threonine phosphatase activity
Source: RefSeq, a predicted model, not a curated record